GCUGCCUUGUCACGUACUGUCACAUACUGCCUCUAGGCUGUUAAGCUUGGGCUUUUCCCAAGGGUGAUGGGGAGCCACGGAAGGCUUUUCUAUCGCUACCAGGACCUGGCUCCCCAGCUCGUCCCCCUCGACUAUACCAGCUGUCCUGAUGUGAAGGUGCCCUACGAGCUCAUCGGCAGCAUGCCUGAGCUGAAGGACAACCCAUUCCGCCAGAGGAUUGCCCAGGUGUUCUCUGACGAUGGGGACGGCCACAUGACCUUGGACAACUUCCUGGACAUGUUUUCCGUGAUGAGCGAAAUGGCUCCCCGUGACCUCAAAGCCUACUAUGCUUUCAAAAUUUAUGACUUCAACGACGAUGGCUACAUCUGUGCGUGGGACCUGGAGCAGACGGUGACCAAGCUGACGCGGGGGGAGCUGAGCGCCGAGGAGGUGAGCCUGGUGUGUGAGAAGGUGCUGGGCGAGGCCGACGGGGAUCACGAUGGGCGGCUCUCCCUGGAAGACUUCCAGAACAUGAUCCUGCGGGCACCCGACUUCCUCAGUGGGCAGAGGGUACAACUGUGCUUGGCAGUCCUGGGCGGAAUCAAAGCCCCCCACCGGAGGGCUGAGAGCGAGUGAAUACAGGGGACGGCCAGCCACCUGUUUUUGUACCUCCCCACCUUCCACAUCCGCAUCUGAGGGCACCGUGGAGAAGCCGGGUCAGAGGAGGCUGGCGUGACCCAUCACUCCACUGUGGAAUCCGGCCUCCCUGGGUUCUGGGAAUAAACACAUGGCACUGAGUCACAUCUGC
Messenger RNA from Felis catus (domestic cat), 787 nucleotides. RefSeq names its product calcium and integrin binding family member 3 (gene CIB3). Gene Ontology annotation, molecular function: calcium ion binding. NCBI's taxonomy places the organism in Eukaryota, Metazoa, Chordata, Mammalia, Carnivora, Felidae. The record is from RefSeq and is a predicted model, not a curated record. Bases 67 to 615 code for a protein of 182 amino acids. The transcript has 6 exons.